Molecule: messenger RNA, 3760 nt
Organism: Hermetia illucens (black soldier fly)
Lineage: Eukaryota; Metazoa; Arthropoda; Insecta; Diptera; Stratiomyidae
Gene: mmm
Product: dynein intermediate chain 3, axonemal
Exons: 9
Coding region: 197-3619 (1140 amino acids)
Biological process (GO): cilium movement involved in cell motility; inner dynein arm assembly
Cellular component (GO): inner dynein arm
Molecular function (GO): dynein light chain binding; dynein heavy chain binding
Source: RefSeq, a predicted model, not a curated record
UUGAUCAAAUAAUCUCAAAGUAAUGUCAAUAAAGUUGCAUUUUUUACUUGGAUACAUAAAUUUGUUGCUAGUUGUCAUCUUAGCAAGAAAUUAGUCGAGCUCUACGUUACCCAGCUGUUCUUGGAGGAUCAGUAACCGACGUCCGUUACAAAAAGUCCAUAUUUGGUGUCAGGAUUUGUCUGGGAUUGUCGGCAAAAUGGGAUCCAGAAAAUCGGAAUUAACGACUAGAUUAGAAGAAGAGGAUCGGGGCUCUUUGAUAGAUGGGCCCUCAAUUGCUUCCGAGAAGAAGCCCAGAUACGUGGCGGAGGCGAUUUCUGAUGAAAAUUUCGAUUAUUUGCGAGAUUUCGAUGUGGAAGAUGCAUGGAAUUUGCUUAUGGAUUUGCCGGGAUGUUAUAAAGUCGUUCUGGAUGAGCGGCAACAAAAGGACAUGGGACUGAAAGUUGGCGUCAAUGUAAGCUCUGAAUUCCCAUGGAAACAAGUCAAAUGCAAAGUAGCUCGUGAGUACCUCCCAGACGAACCUUUCGACACCGGCGAAGAGCAACCUCAGGAAAAGUUUCCAGGCCUGAAACCUGACGACUGGAUCUUAUUUGGAUACGCUUCGGCUCUCUCCGGAGAUGAUGAUGUUUUUCUGGUCUACACAACACCUGAGGCCACUAAGAGAGCCAGUGAUAUCAUUAAAACUAUUGAGACAUAUCAGCGUUGGGUUCUCAAUAAAGCCAUGGUAAAGAAAGGAAAUCGGUGGGUCUCGCUUGGCAGCGAAGCUGAAGUAGAACUGGGACUUCCGCGUGAACAGAAAACAGUGGUGGAUGUUGAGAUUCAGAGCGUUUAUCCGAUAAAACAUUCAGAGGUCAUGUUCAGACAUCGUUUCACUGGAGAUGUUCGCGAUGGUUAUGUGGAGCUAGUGCCGGGCGAUAAGAAGUUUCAAAAUGUUUUUAGGAAACGUAUUGAUGCCGCUAUCCAGAGUGCUCCUAAAAUGGUGAGCUUGGAGCAACAAACCGAUCCGACAUUCCCAUCGAAUGCCUGGUCCCAGUAUUUGUACGAAAUCAAUCCGGAUGAUGAAGGACUAGAUAAAUCUGAUGAUGACGAAGACGAAGAUGGCAAAAAGAAAAAGCAAAAACCUAAGCCAGCCAGUCGACCAGGCAGUUCGACAAAAGAGUCCAAAACGCCAGAACCAGCACCGGUAAAACCACCCCCAGAGAUGUCUGAUCAGGUGAAAGCUUUACUGGAAACGCUAGAGUUCAACCAGGUCGACAUGUAUAGGAAUGACUAUCCACUGAUAUCUUCAGAAAGUGUUACGAAAUACUCUGUGCCGUACCUUAAAGAGAUUUUAUGUUUUGCCAAUAUAUCGCGGAGUAUUAAUCGAUAUGUUUGCGCCGUUGACUGGUAUCCCACUCUGUCUGGCUUGCUCGUAACCUCUUACUCUUUUACGACCCUGAAUUCCAUUGAACCUGGUGAAUCCGAUGUGGAUGUGGUCAAACGCGCCGUAGUGGAGCCGAAUCCUGUCCUCAUGUGGAGCUUCGAUGAUUCCUUGCACCACAAAUUUGAAUUUGAAACCCCACGAGAGGUGACAUGCUUAUCGUUCUGCCCCUACGAUGAAAAUAUCCUUGUUGGUGGCACAAUGAAUGGGCAGGUCAUAAUUUGGGACAUGCAAAAUCGUGUUGCUAGAGGUGAAGUCGAAGAGGUCCUUACGGCAUCGCAGAUUCGCUACCGAAAUAUCAUGCAGCAAUAUUUAAACUGGACGAAAUCCAUGAACGAAGCAGUUGUGGUUCGUCCAGCUGCGGUUAGCGCCUUGUCAUUUUCCCACGCAGGUCCGGUAACCAGCAUCAAAUGGUUGGCACAAGGAAAUUAUAUCACAGCCACGGGUCAAGCCCGAGUGUCUGAAGGGAAGAAUCGGUUCUUUGUCUCCUGUUCGAUAGGGGGUACCAUAGCAUUCUGGAAUCUUGACGCUCCUGUAGACAAGAAGCGUCUAGCUGCCAGCGCUCACAGAAACGUGCCGAAGCAGUUAAUCCAAGAUGUUUCAGAGUACAAGAAAUAUGAUCGAAUUUUCAGGCCUCAGUAUAUCAUAGAGCAUAAGGAGCCCCUGACUUCGAUGCUCUUUAAUCGUGGUAAGUUUGAGUAUCUCGCAGAAGAGAUACAAGACCGAAGGAUAUCAGUGCGAGUCGCAAUCAAGGUGAAACCGGUGGAGAACAUAUCCUUCGAGCAGCAUAUGGUUGUCUCAACAAUGUUGGGCAAUUUACAUAAAUUCGUAUGGGAAGGGUUUGACUUCGUGCAAUCGACAGAGGUCAAUAAGGAGCUGGUUCAGGCAUCUGAAGAGUUUGUACCAAUCCAUGAUGGCCCAGUGUUUGAGAUACGAAGAAAUCCUUUCUGUGAUAGCGUGUUUGCAUCGUGUGGAAAAUGUGUUUUGGCAAUUUGGAAGGAAGGAUGCUGGUGGGCCCCGAUUUUCUGGAGAAAACGACCGGCAUCGAUCACCCGAUUGGAGUGGAGUUUGGAUCGUCCUUCGAUUUUGUAUUUAUGCCGAAGUGAUGGUACUUUCGAAGCAUGGGAUUUGCUAGCUCGCACUGAUGAAGCUUGCUUGGUUGACAUGCUUGGUGGGGGAAUAAUCACAUCAUUGACGGAGCAUUGUCCUAUAAUGGCCCAGAAAAUAAUUGGAGUUGGGGAUUACAACAGUAGCUUCCGAAUAUUGGUUUUACCGCCAGCUUUCAAGAGCAAGUUACCCAUGGAAGCCGAGCGCUUGGUUGAACUUAUAAAUCGGGAAGAAACUAGAAAAGAGAAGAUCCGGCAAUGGGAGAACGCCUGGCUGGAAAAGAAUGCGGACAUAUUGAACGCUAAAAAGCGGCUCGAAGAGGAGGCACAAGAAGAAUUAGAACGACUGGCGAAGGAGGCUCAACUGCUAGAGGAGGCGCGUUUGAAACGAGAAGCAGAAGAAGCUAGAAAGUCCCAGCUGAAAGAGAAGAAAAAGCUUGUGUUUGACCUUCCUGAGCGCCUGGAGAAGAAAUGGGAUGAUAUGAACCUUCGUCGUCUGGUCAACGUUCUAAUGACUCGAAGACUUGUCGAUCACGAGAAACUAUCUCAGCAAACAGCAAUGGAGAAGGAGCGUCUGUUAUAUGAACGUUCCAAGAAAGCAGCCAUAAAGAAAAGUUUCAGGACCAUUGGCGAAAAUGUGGCCUCCAUACGUGCUCGACUCCUCCCGGUAAUUGUUGAAAAUAAGGAACGAUUUGAAAUGGUUUCGGAAUCAGCCGAAGAUGUUUUGGACAGUGCUGAUAACUACGAGGAAGCUGUGAAGAGAUGUGAUAGAUACAUAAGUACUUUCGCGAUAUCCAGUGACAUAGCGUUCAGCGAGUUUCUGGACCGUGGAAGACAGCGGAGAGCUGUUUUGAACAAAUCUUUGGGCGCUACAACUGCGAGGAAGCAUUUUUACAAUACUUUGAAGGAAAAUCAGUUAUUGGAGAAUUUUAAUUUUGGAUUCGGUGCUUUCAUGGGAACACAAGAUGAUGGGGUGAGGGGAUUAGGGAGUGGCACUGAUUAUUCUGAAAUAUACCAACCUCAGGAGACAACUACAGACGCAGAUGAAUCUUCGCCGAUGGAAGGAGAUGUAGAGGAUGGUGACGAAGAGGAGUAAAAUUUGUUUCGAGUUAAGUCGUAUUUUAUUAAUUUAAUUGUACCUCAUAUUCAACUUUCGUCUCUUCAGAUUUUAUUUAACUUUAUGUGAAUGUCAAUUAUCCAGGAAUCAGUUCCGAAAUGAUUAAAAUUUUUUAAAUUG